UUUACCAUCAUCAAUAUUGCUCGAAUCUUUUUUUCUGUGCAGUUAAAAAAAAAUUGUUUACGAUUUUGUUAGUGCGAAAAAAAGUGCGCUAUGUCCUUCAAGCUGGCCAAUCGUUGGACCAAGCGCGGCAUAAAAAAGUGUUCCAAGUGUGGAACCGAAAACGGCCAGCGCUCAAAGCGGUGCAAAAAUCUCAGAUGCCAACAUGUCCCGGAAGCGCCGCCGUCUACGAUAACAAAAGUCAAAGCAUCACGUUCAACCACUUUCGGUGGCCACUUUGUGGCCGUCCGGCUCAUGCAGCCGGACGCUUCGGUACAGUUGUUCAGUGUGCGGCAGCGACAGGUUGGGGAUAAAAUCGUUCGUGGGUUCGUUGAAAUCCGGGAUUGUUUCGAUAGUGGGGGAGCUGGGUUGAACGAGGAUUUGGUGCUGCAGCUUAAAACAGGGGUUUGUUACGUGGACUGUCAUCCGCACACGGGACCUGAGGGGACCUGCCAACAUGUACGAGCUGCAUCCGAGUCGACGGAGGUUGGUGAAGAUUUGGCGAUUCAACGGGAGGUUCUGGAGCUGCUGGCGCUUACGGCGGAUGAGCGGGAGUUGAUCUGGAAGCAGCAGUUGAGGUGUGGUCCGGGUGGUCCACUUGUACAGAAGGUGGCCGAGGAUACGUUUGUGGUGAGGUGUGAGGAUGAUUUGCACCAGUUGGUUCCGUUUUGUCACGUCCAGCUGAAGCAACUUUCCUCUAGCAUCAACUACGACUGCCAAGCUAAAGCAACGUCGGACCAAACAACUCCAUGUUAUCAUGCUCACAUUGUAGCAGCAGCCAUCCUAAGUUCCUCAAAGCUCCGUCCGAUCUUCGAGAGCGUCGUCAAACAUUUGCUACUCCCACCAGUUCCAACGCCACAAGACGAACAAAUCAAGCUGCUGGACAGCAUGAUCCUCGUUCCGGACAGCUUCCCCCCACUGGAUGCUACCGAUCAGUUCCUAGUCACCACAAUAGAAAACCUCUCCGAACCGCCCAGUGAAACCCCAGUUUCAUCUUCCCCGAUCAUCGAGCUGAUCAAUAGCACCGAGAACAGCACUUCAAUCGGCGAAGCGUUCACCUCGGUCUACGACGAGCACGAAAACAUACAGCUGAUGGAAUGCCAGAUUGAGCUCAUGGACCAGUUUAUGCUGACCGAUCAGAUCGACUUUUGCCCCUCGGACGUUGAACUGAGCGAUGAAAACGUGGUCUUCCCGGCGGAUGAAGAACUGGGACUGGUCGUGGACGACACCGAAGUGCCGAAGGAACCCGCGCCCAAAACCAAGUCGUCCAAACUGGUCGAGGUGACGACGAAGAAGGCGGCCCUCCGACAAACCAGCAAAGUUGCCAAAGAGAAGCUAAAAAAGGGCAGCUACAACGUGCGACGGCUGAUGAAGAUCCUGGAGUCGAACGGGGUGGUGUUCAAUCGGAUAAAGCGAUCGGAAGCGGCUGCGAUGGCUGUGGGAAGUGUGGCAGAGGGUGGGUCGAUUCCGUCACACGAGGCUAGUUUGUGCGGGUUGACGUUCACGGGAUGGCUCGAGUCGGUGAUAGAGCGAAUCAAUUCUGUGAUACAUUACGUUGGGAAUGGAAAGCCGGAUACGCUGGUGUUCAGCAUUCACGAGACAUUCUUCCAGUGCCUUCGCUCGCGCUUCUCGGUGGGCCACCGUCUCCGGAUGCCGGACCACAGCUACGAACUGGACGAACCGCGGCGCGGUCUCACAUGCCAGGUGUACAAGUUCUCCUGCUACAGAAGUCUGCGCCACGUGUUCAAGACUGACAGGAUCGCUCUCAAGUUUGAGAAAUCCUUCUGCCGAGCAGCAGAUGGAUCGUUUGAGGAGGUUGACCUUUCCGAUGGCGAUGGGUCGUCCAAGGUGGGACGCCCAAUCCGGGCACACGAGUUUACGACGUACGUUAAAAUGGGCAGCUACAGGAGGGAGGAGGACGCGCAAGUUCACUACUUUGUGAUCGAGUGGAUUGCGGGCGUUCUUCCGGUGAGCCGGUUCGGUGAGAUGCGGCUAAGCUUCGAGUAUGGUCAUAGGGAAAAUCGGAUGCACGUGGAACCGCCGACGACAGCUUCAGACAAGGGUAUUUCGGUAUCGAGUAAGAACGAGUAA
Molecule: messenger RNA, 2127 nt
Organism: Culex pipiens pallens (northern house mosquito)
Lineage: Eukaryota; Metazoa; Arthropoda; Insecta; Diptera; Culicidae
Exons: 3
Coding region: 91-2127 (678 amino acids)
Cellular component (GO): nucleus
Source: RefSeq, a predicted model, not a curated record